Messenger RNA from Chenopodium quinoa (quinoa), 1286 nucleotides. Its product is annotated as glycine-rich protein A3-like. Bases 158 to 793 code for a protein of 211 amino acids. The transcript has 3 exons. The record is from RefSeq and is a predicted model, not a curated record. NCBI's taxonomy places the organism in Eukaryota, Viridiplantae, Streptophyta, Magnoliopsida, Caryophyllales, Amaranthaceae.
UUCCCAAAGAAAUGAAGAAAGGGUGAUAAUCAUAUUUAUCUCUCUUUUAUAAAUAUCCAUUCUCCGUUCCUAUUUCUUCUUCCUUCCUCUGUUUUCUCCUUUACUCAAUUUUUUUCUCUUCUGAUCAAUCUCCGGUAUCUCAGUGUAUUGAAGCAACAUGGGGGGUGGAAAAGACAACCACGACGAAUCUGACAGAGGACUGUUCUCAAAUCUUGCUCAGGGUCUGGCUGGUGGGCAUGGUGGUCAUGGAGGGUCUGGAUAUCCUCCAGGGCAAUACCCUCCGCAACAAGGCGGCUACCCACCUCAAGGAGGCUACCCGCCUCAAGGUGGCUACCCACCGCAAGGCUACCCUCAACAUGGUGGCGGCUACCCACCACAAGGCUAUCCCCAACAAGGUGGCUACCCACCUCAAGGGUAUCCUCCUGCUGGUUAUCCAGGGGGUCACGGUUCACAUCAAUCUGGGGGUCAUAGCUCACAUCAUGGAGGUGGAGGCAUGGGAGCCAUGGGUGGAAUGCUAGCUGGAGGUGCUGCAGCCGCUGCAGCUGCUUAUGGAGCUCAUAAAUUGACACAAGGCUCUCAUGGUUCUCAUGGUGGUGGUCUUUUUGGUGGUUCCCACGGAGGCCACAGUGGCGCUCCUUUUGGUGGUGGUCACUUCGGUGGUGCCUAUGGUCAUCACGGAGGGAAGUUUAAGCAUGGGAAGCAUGGGAAGUUUAAGCACGGGAAGUUUGGCAAACAUGGGAAGGGUCAUGGUGGAAUGUUCGGUGGUGGGAAGAAAUUCAAGAAGUGGAAGUAAUUCAGCUGUGCCCUUCUCAGCAUACAAACCUAAUAACUCUAAUGGUUGAUUAGCACAGCUUAGCUUUACUUAUAGCUGUGGCUUAUGUACCUCUUGUGCCCAAGGAUAAUUUUGGAUGUAGUGUUAUAUUUCUUGUCUUGUAUUUUUUUUAUUUUUUUUUUCUUUUUUCUUUUGUGGCCUGACUCAGUUGUGUGGCAUCCUCUUGACCAUUGCAAUAUAGAUAUAUACAUAAAUGGCGUAUGUGUGGCUUGUCUUUCCUGUUUGCUGUUUUCUACUCUUAUUUUCUGAGAGUAACAUGGCAGGGCAGUCACAGAUAAGCAAGAAAUGUGAAGUAUAGCAAAAGAAAUGUUCUAGUGUGAAGGUCUCUUGUUUAGAAGAAUUGCUGCCGAAAAAAAAAAAAAAAAAAUCAGUUUGUUGCUUAGACCAAACUGAUUUUUGUUGUUGAUAUGUCUAUUAUUGAAUGGUUUAAUCUAAUUGAGUUUUGUUGUUGAUA